Messenger RNA from Centruroides sculpturatus (bark scorpion), 602 nucleotides. RefSeq names its product peroxiredoxin 1-like. Gene Ontology annotation, cellular component: cytosol. Gene Ontology annotation, biological process: removal of superoxide radicals; response to oxidative stress; cell redox homeostasis. NCBI's taxonomy places the organism in Eukaryota, Metazoa, Arthropoda, Arachnida, Scorpiones, Buthidae. Gene Ontology annotation, molecular function: thioredoxin peroxidase activity. The coding region runs from base 63 to 602 and encodes 179 amino acids. The transcript has a single exon. The record is from RefSeq and is a predicted model, not a curated record.
UGUUUUAUCAUUGUUCUGAAUUAACAAUAAAUUAGUUUCGCAAAGACAUUUAAUAAAUUAAGAUGAAUAGUAAAUCAAAAUUUAAAACUAACAUUGCCGAAGACGAUUGCUCGAAUAGAAUGGAGUAUCUUCUACCCAACCAGCAAGCUCCAGAGUUUUCGGGAAUUGCCGUAAUUAACGAAGAAUUUAAGGAAAUUAAAUUAUCUGAUUACAGAGGAAAAUAUCUGGUUUUUAUUUUCUAUCCUUUGGACUUUUCGUGCGUUUGUUCAACAGAAUUAAUGGCCUUCAGCGAAAGAAUACGCGAAUUCAGGCAAAUCAAUUGCGAAGUAUUGGCCUGUUCCACGGAUAAUCGUUUCUGUCAUCGAGCCUGGAUAAACACCGAAAAGGAGAAAGGUGGAUUGGGAAGAAUAUGCUUUCCGCUGUUGGCCGAUAAAAGUUUUGAGAUCUCUAGAGCCUUUAAGGUGUUGAACGAGGACGAAGGAGUCGCAUCGAGAAGUCUGUUCAUUAUCGAUAAUAAAGGCAAAGUGAAACAUUCCACCACCAAUGACACUGCUAUCGGAAGAUCGGUAGACGAAACAUUGAGACUGGUCCANCUGCAAUGA